AUGGUGAAUUGAACGGUGACAUUCUCAGAAUAUUACAUUUUUAGUAAAGUUGUCUAAAACGUAAAUUUCUGAAAAGAAUUUUGUGUUUAUGUAGAUAAAUUUAAAACAUGAAACCGGUUUUAGAGUACUGUUUAACGCUCUUCCAAAUAUCACUAUUGCUAACUGAACCAGUUAAGAAUUUUUAACUUACAAAAUAUCCACUUGAAGCCGUAGAAGUUCAAGAUAAAACUAUACAAGCUAAAAAGUGUUUCCAGCUUUAUGCCCUAAACCUGUUUUACGCCCUAUUCCCGUUGUGUUCCAGAGGCCUGGCCAGAGAAUCCUCAAAUGGUGCUGUGUUUAUUCGGCUCAUAAGGUUCUAAAGAAGAUUGGAUCCUGCUCCCCAGGUCCACCAGCAAUUGAAGCAUCAACGUAAGAAGUGUUGUGCUGAAAUGUCAUGAAAUGAUUAUAUUGCGAAAAAUUGUAGCGCAUUUCCUGUCCACCAAAUAUGGCGCGUUUUUGUUCACGGAGAAUACCGAACUGACAUUGUCAUUCCAUAUUUUGGAGUCCGGAACCAGCAUGAUUUUUAA
Messenger RNA from Bursaphelenchus xylophilus (pine wood nematode), 566 nucleotides. NCBI's taxonomy places the organism in Eukaryota, Metazoa, Nematoda, Chromadorea, Rhabditida, Aphelenchoididae. The record is from the annotation of a GenBank genome assembly.